ACACACUGCCUUGAGCAAUUCUCAGCCAGAAUUUCUGUCCCAGUCAUACCAGGAACCAAGUCAACAGCCACCUGGGAAGAUAGGGCUGGCUAGACCUCUUUGGGGUUUCAUUCAAACCCAACCUAUUUGAAGGUGAAGGGCUGCUGUGGGUGUGAAGAGGCAGGGCCACAAAUAAAACAAGGAUUGUAAAGCAACCCUUCCCAGAACUCAGCAGUAACCUGGCCUAUAUCUUGGCAUCCAGAAAAGUCAGAAGGUUCUUACUGAAAACAGUCCAGCAAUGAACCAUAUGCCCUUGAGAAGUACUGACUUUAGGAAGGAUGAACUAGAUGACUGACUAGUGGGGCAGCGGGGAGUAGAAAGGAGAAAGGAGGAGGCAGCUGCAGUCCGAGGAGCUUGUGACUUGCUGGAAAGGUGGCUCCAGCUCUCUCCACCAACACCCCUCUCUGCCGACGCGAGUUAGAGUCAAGGAUACGGACACCACUUCUUCCACAUCAGCCAACCAUCUGCCCUGAGGAGUGAAUAAGCAGCCUCUGUUCCAGGACCACCAGAGUCCUCAGCACCCUGAAGAAUGUCCAAGCAGGAUUUGAGUGUCACAGCAAAACUCAUCAAUGGAGGCGUGGCAGGGCUCCUGGGGGUGACCUGUGUGUUCCCCAUUGACUUGGCCAAGACUCGACUUCAGAACCAACAUGGAAAAGAUAUCUACAAAGGAAUGAUAGAUUGCCUGAUGAAGACAGCAAGGGUAGAGGGCUUUCUGGGCAUGUACCGAGGAGCUGCAGUGAACCUCACCUUGGUCACUCCAGAGAAGGCCAUUAAGCUGGCAGCCAAUGACUUUUUCCGACAGUUGCUCAUGGAAGAUGGGAUGCAGCGGAAUCUGAAGAUGGAGAUGCUAGCUGGAUGUGGAGCUGGAAUGUGCCAGGUGGUGGUUACCUGUCCCAUGGAAAUGCUCAAGAUUCAGUUGCAGGAUGCUGGGCGCUUAGUCCAUCACCAUGGUUCGGCCUCAGCACCUGCCUUUAGGUCCUACACCAUUGGGUCAGCUUCCACACACAAGUGUCCAUCUGCCACUGUCAUCGCCUGGGAGCUGCUUCGAACCCAGGGCCUGGCUGGUCUCUAUAAGGGUUUGGGUGCCACUCUUCUCAGAGAUAUUCCCUUCUCCAUCAUCUACUUCCCUCUGUUUGCCAACCUCAACAACCUUGGUUUCAACGAACUUACUGGGAAGGCUUCCUUUGUUCAUUCCUUUAUGUCAGGCUGUGUUGCAGGUUCCAUAGCGGCUGUCAUAGUAACACCUCUGGAUGUUUUGAAAACUCGAAUCCAAACGCUCAAGAAAGGUCUGGUUGAGGACAACUACAGUGGGAUCACUGACUGUGCCAGGAAACUCUGGAUUCAGGAGGGACCAUCUGCCUUCAUGAAAGGAGCAGGCUGCCGGGCCCUUGUCAUAGCCCCUCUCUUUGGGAUUGCCCAAGGUGUCUACUUCAUUGGUAUUGGAGAACAUAUCUUAAAGUGUUUUGAAUAAAUAUAGCUGGAAUUCAGGUCCCUUCACUGGCUUCCAUCUCUCUACCCACCAUGUAUUUGGUCCUGUAACUUGUAGUACUACCUAAGUCUCAGAAGAAACAACCUUAUUCUAAUAAGCAAGGUGGCUACAGCUCUAUUCUGCCUCAGAAGCCCCUAACCAACUACCUUUCAACAGAAGUAGUACAUGCUUUGGUUGUAUUAACUGUAGGACCUUAACAGACAGUAAAGAUAGAAGGGUUGUUUCUACAUUUUACAUUUCUAUUUCACACCUCAAGCUCAGUAUACUUGAGUCAUUUGGAGGAUUUAGUUUUGUUAUUCUGAGCUAAA
Molecule: messenger RNA, 1836 nt
Organism: Myotis myotis
Lineage: Eukaryota; Metazoa; Chordata; Mammalia; Chiroptera; Vespertilionidae
Gene: SLC25A18
Product: solute carrier family 25 member 18
Exons: 11
Coding region: 569-1510 (313 amino acids)
Biological process (GO): L-glutamate transmembrane transport; aspartate transmembrane transport; malate-aspartate shuttle
Molecular function (GO): L-aspartate transmembrane transporter activity; L-glutamate transmembrane transporter activity
Source: RefSeq, a predicted model, not a curated record